Messenger RNA from Zerene cesonia (dogface butterfly), 651 nucleotides. RefSeq names its product B9 domain-containing protein 2 (gene B9d2). The coding region runs from base 115 to 651 and encodes 178 amino acids. NCBI's taxonomy places the organism in Eukaryota, Metazoa, Arthropoda, Insecta, Lepidoptera, Pieridae. Gene Ontology annotation, biological process: cilium assembly. Gene Ontology annotation, cellular component: MKS complex. The transcript has 4 exons. The record is from RefSeq and is a predicted model, not a curated record.
UGUUGCUAUGGUUACCAAAUAUAAACAAAUGCGUCUAAAAGAUCGAUUUAUGUGCUACCUCUUUGUUUUCUUAGAUAAUAGGCUAAUUUCUUUAAAAUAACUAUCAAUUCUUCCAUGGCAGAGUUGCAUAUAUUAGGACAAUUACAACGUGCGGUAGAUUUUAGUGAAAAUUACUCGUUGUUUUGUCGAUAUACUUUCCAAGCAGGACCAAAUUGGACGCUGCUAUCAGGUUCUUCAGAAGGCCAAACUUCAUCUGGUGUACCAAAUACUGAGAAGUGUGUUGUUUGGGCUCAUCCAUUGGAUUUACACUUUGUCACAAAAGGAAUACAAGGUUGGCCAAAGAUCUUGUUACAUAUAAAUUGUCUAGACUCUUUGGGCCGCUCUUGGGUAUUAGGAUAUGGCUACAGCACUUUACCUACAGCACCCGGCUUCCACACAUUAAAAGUGCCCUGUUGGAUACCUGCAGCUACAUCAAUAUCAGAUAAGAUCCGACAAUAUUUUAUUGGUGGAUCACACCAAUUAUCAAAAACUGAUAUUAUCAGUUUAGGCAAUGAUAGAUGUAAAUUAAAUACUCUUUCAAAAGGUAUUAUUGAAUUGAAUGUAUGUGUUGUGUUAAGAAAUUUUACUCAAUUUGGAGUGGAGUAUAAAUAA